Messenger RNA from Amphiprion ocellaris (clown anemonefish), 1894 nucleotides. RefSeq lists its product as uncharacterized. The record is from RefSeq and is a predicted model, not a curated record. NCBI's taxonomy places the organism in Eukaryota, Metazoa, Chordata, Actinopteri, Pomacentridae. Bases 254 to 934 code for a protein of 226 amino acids. The transcript is spliced from 5 exons.
UCCUUCCAAGAAGCCACGACAGGAUGGGGAUGCAGAUGCUGCAACAACUGACUACGAUGGAGAUUCCAGUGGAUCAACUAUUAUUUUAUCACCUGUUCGAGCCAGCACCCCAGUGGAACAACAGGGUAGCAGUGAUGAAGCAUCUCCUUCAACUGACUUCUACAGCAGCCAGAAAACCCAGGCAAGACACUACAAGACUCUCCAACAAUUGUACAAGACCAAGAAGCCGAACAAAGCUGCAGUGACCCAACUAAUGGACCUGGAGUUUCAGUCUAGAAGACUCUUCAUAGACUCCGAUGCUGUAAAGGAACAAGACAGACCAACAAAGAUUCUCGAAGCUUACCCAUGUUUCAGAGAAGUGGAUCAUGUUUUGGAUGAAUUGCGGAGAAUUAUUCAACCAUCCAAUUCCCGGUACAUCUCUGAGAUGAAGGAAAGAUGGGAAAACUUCUACUCAAAGGUGCAGUUCUAUGGUGUGAUGAAAAAACUCGUGAAGCCUCCAAACACAUUGAAUGGAGUGGAGCAUGCCACAGCUGUAUUCAGAGCCCUGCCACAGCUCUUCCCAUCCAGCACUGUGCCUCCUAAGAAGUUGGGUGCCAGCAGUGAGGCUCUUUUCCAUGUCCUUACGACUUCAGAAGACCCUGAUUGUUUCCUGCGCCAGCGACCUCUGUCUUGUCCAUUUGUGCUUGUCUCUGAAGACAACUGCAUGAUCGCCGUGGGAAGCACACCAGUGACUACGUUCGACCGGGAGGAUCUUUAUGAGGGACUGCUCUAUGUCAUGGCAUAUUAUUAUGCCCUCCACCUCACGUACCCAAAGUGUAUUUCCACACUACUGUCUGUACUGCAAACUGAAAUUCUUCAAGAUUCCAUCCAUGACCGAGAUUCAACCCCCUCCUACAAAAAAGCUCUUGCUGAGUGGAAGUCAUUCAUUGAGUGAGUUUGUCUUUUCUUGUUUUUUCCUUCUCUAUGCCAUGAAGGUGUUUCAAAAAAAGUUAGUCAAAUGUUAGCCACAUGUUUGUUGGUGUCAUUUUAAAUUAGUUCUUCUGAGAUACUUUGCAAACCAGCAGUGGGAAUGUCUUUUCUUUUAACAUACAUAUGGUGCUGGAAUCCUUUUUGACACUGGCAGCUAGAAUGUUACAUAAUUGUUAUGUUGCUAGAAUAAUGGAAUACACACUUUUUGACAGUUGCAGUGUUGUAUCCUGUUAAAAUAUCUGGAAUAAGUACUUGUGACUGACAACGUUGUACUGUAUAGUACUAUGUUAAAGUAGUUGGAAAAUGCACUUCUUGAGAGUGGCAGUUGGAUUUAUUAUGCAGUUGUUGGACUUGAGUGAUGUCAAACUCAGCUGUCCUGAUUUGCUUUAGUAAAAAAUGAAUAAAUGAAGAAUGCUUCUGGUGACUUAAUUUAAGAAAAAGUAGCUUGUUUGUCGUAUCCUUUUGGAAGAAAUUGUGUCUUAUACUAAGCUACUUUUAGCUAAUUAUUAUUCUUAUUGUUGAGGUAUAAUUUCUCAAAAUCAGUUCAAUCAAGAAUGAAAAUGUUCUGUUUCAAGAAAAUUUGUCCUAUUGUAAGCUUUUUUUAUUAACUGAAAAUCUUAAUUAAGGUAUAAAUUCUUAAGUUAAGUAAAACAUUCUUAAAGUCAGCUUCAUCAAGACAGCACAACACUUAUUUUAAGUAAAUAUUUCCUACAUAAUAGAGUUUAUUUGCUUGUUACAAGCAAAUUUUUUUUACAUUUUGGACAAUUUUUUCUAGUUUUAAGACACAAUAUGGUCUUAAAGUGACUAGAUUUAUAGUCUAGUUUUAAGAAUUCUAGCCAAGUAAAUUUUGCUUACCCCAUUGGCAGAUUUUUUUGCUCAAAACAAGAAAAUUUGACCAGAUUUAAGAAUAUUUGGCUUAUUUCUA